UUGGUUUCACAGUCACCUAGAAGACCUAAAUGGGCGAGGUACUACUGGAAGAGAACUAGAAUAUAAAGACGAAAUGUUAAAUUGUAACAGAAAAUUAUUGACGAAAAUAUGUUCAUGUUCUAUUAAGUAAGAUAAUGCGCUGGAUAUAUUUUAAGAUCAAAGGUCUAGCGUCUGCUCUUCGGAAGGUGGAGGUGCAGGAAGCUCUGAGGCAGAUGACGACUGGCACUGUGUGUCCAUGGCCUCCCCUACGGCAGCCGGGUGCGGCUCACUUAGCCCUCCUCUAUCGGAGGCACAGGGGCCUCUCCACCCACCCAGACUCCGAACACGUUGGGAACUCUGCCAGAUUCACUCAGACUGGCACGCCCCCUGGGCGCGGUAGCCCGGCAACCAAGGAGGGGCGGGGAAAUCCAGAGCCACAGGGCCCUCCCCUCCCUCCCACGUACUGCUGCAUGAGUGGGUGCCCGAGCUGCGUGUGGAUCGCUCAUGCCCAGGAGCUGCUGGAGUACUACCGCGACGGCGGGGAGAAGGCCCUGGCCGCCAUCGAGGAGCACGUCCAGGACGAGAACAUGAAGACUUUCCUGAAAAUGGAGAUCAGGCUGCUGAAGAAAACCUAAUUUCCCAGACGGUGCACACGAUCUCUUUCCAAAAGAGUGUUAUUGCUCGGAGCUUAAUAGAAUGGCUGGACUGUAGGCGUCGCCAGCUGACGGUUUUAGCUCUGUCACUCCUGGCGGAGCGAGAUCUCGGUCUGGUACUGUUCAGAUUGGUGGAGCAUCAGCUUGAGUACAAUGAGUGGGAUCUUGGGUGGGAUACCUUCACGGGACCUUCUGCGUCUCAUCCCAAUGGGGAGAGCUGAGACAAUCAAGUUUGUCAGAACUGUCUGAGUUGCAAAAUGUCCUCAUGAUUUACCUCAUUAUGUGUCAACCAAUUACCAACCAACCAACUAAGUACCUCCAGUAUCUCACCAAUCUGUGAAGUUUAUAUUACCUAUUUAUUUUUUUGCUCUACAGAGCAAGCCCUGGCGUUCUUCACACUAUCUGAUCAAUAUACUGUAAUGCAGUGCCUAUUGAUUAUUUUUUUUCUGAGAUGGACUCAGGGUUCACAGUGUCCUGAACAGGGGUAGGGCAGUGGGUGUAACCUGCCUCCCUGAGGUGCCCACACCCUUGAUAAGAAGGGCAGAUGUGUAAAGCACACUAGUAAUGUAACAUCAGAACUCAUGCAUAAGGCUGCAUUUUAUUCUUCCCAUCUUUAAAACAUGAUGGUUUUCAUUUCUUGCACAGGAGUGACAGCCUGUUGAAAUCUAAAGUGCAUGAAUUCUAACAGCAUCUGCCAUACUUCCGAAUUUAGACAUCUCAUCUCAGUAUUUUAAAUUAUUUAUUUAGUUCUACUGAUUUUAUGUAUUUAACAAUCAAGAGUGAAUUAGAAAAUGCAAUAAUUUAAUGCAUACUAAUGUAAUUUCUGAAAACAUCCUGAAGAAAAAUUAGAAUACGCUAAUAAGAAAGUAGUUUGAAGGUUAGCUGUUCCUGUGCAACUUUUAGGAUUUUAAUAGCAAAGCCAUUGUGUAGAAUGUAGUUAGAAUGAGUGGGAUGAAGUUAAUGUUUCACGUUGUAUUUGUGUCAGAUAACCACUAGGUAGUGUCUUAGCUGGCACAUUUAAAAAUGUUACACCUGUUCUCAAGAGAGACCCAGUGAGAGUCUGCGGUAUACCAAUAUUGUAAAUGAAUGUACUGAGUAUUAAAUUGGAUCUGUCUGUGAGUAAAAGCUACAUUGACAAGAAUUCUAUGUUAUGUAUGAAGGUACAUUUUUAAAUAAGACACACAUUUUUAUAGUCAAACUCACUGUAGAAUAUUCUGACCACUACAAUAUUUGAGUCCCAAGAAUGAAUAAAUAUGAAUGUAUUUUCAUCAUAAUGUCUUUACAGCGGGUCAGCAGUGUUUGAAUUAAAUACUAAUUUGCUUAAAAAUGAA
Lepisosteus oculatus (spotted gar) is the source of this 1963-nucleotide messenger RNA. RefSeq names its product oxidoreductase-like domain containing 1 (gene oxld1). NCBI's taxonomy places the organism in Eukaryota, Metazoa, Chordata, Actinopteri, Semionotiformes, Lepisosteidae. The record is from RefSeq and is a predicted model, not a curated record.